AGUUAGAAUAGAGAAGAAAAGUGAUGAAUGAAGUGUAAAGAGAAUCGCAUGUAUUUGUUCCUUCUUUAACGAUUUCUUCAUUUCACACCCUUCGCAUUCUCCGCCACCUUCUCAAUUCUCUCCUUUUCUUCAUUCUCCUUUCUCUUCAUCUUUCCACACACCAACCUCCCUCCAUGGCGAUCAAUAUGCAAGCAGCUUCACACUCUCUGCUCUCUCUUAAUCACAACAUACUACUGCCUGUCACUUCCACUGCUGGGCAGAGGUCAUCCUUAAUUUCAAGCUAUGGGAGAUGGAAUGUGCCUUUUAGCUCACAGCGACGCCCAAUUCACCUUACAGUUUCUUGCGCUGCUAAACCGCAGACAGUGGAAAAAGUGGCCCAAAUAGUAAAGAAGCAGUUGGCUUUACCAGAUGACUCUAAUGUUACUGGCGAUUCAAAAUUUGCAGCUCUUGGGGCUGAUUCGCUGGACACAGUUGAGAUUGUGAUGGGACUCGAGGAGGAAUUUGGCAUCAGUGUUGAAGAAGAUAGUGCACAGAGCAUUUCAACAGUUCAAGAAGCUGCAGAUCUUAUUGAGGAUAUCAUCAGUAAACAGAGUCCUUAAAAGAAAAAUAUAUCAGAUGUAAAAUGCUGUUGGUAGACAUGCAAAGUUAUUAUUAUCCUUAUUAUUUUUUAGUACGGGUGGUCGAGUCUCGAGUCUUUUAUCAGCAUAGUCUGCUACUGUCUUGUUUCUUAGGCCUCAAGAAAAGGCUGUGUAAUCCGUUUUUACUUUCUUUGGCCAUCAACAAGGGCUUAUCAAAUUGUUUGUAGCACUUCAUGUUAUUGAGCAUGCAAUACAUAAAUUGCUGCAUAAUAAUGACUAAUGAGCAUAAGUGAUUGAUGUAACUUCUCCACUGA
Messenger RNA from Trifolium pratense (red clover), 892 nucleotides. Its product is annotated as acyl carrier protein 1, chloroplastic-like. Gene Ontology annotation, biological process: fatty acid biosynthetic process. The transcript is spliced from 4 exons. Lineage: Eukaryota; Viridiplantae; Streptophyta; Magnoliopsida; Fabales; Fabaceae. The record is from RefSeq and is a predicted model, not a curated record. Gene Ontology annotation, molecular function: acyl carrier activity; phosphopantetheine binding. The coding region runs from base 174 to 599 and encodes 141 amino acids.